Molecule: messenger RNA, 469 nt
Organism: Spizellomyces punctatus DAOM BR117
Lineage: Eukaryota; Fungi; Chytridiomycota; Chytridiomycetes; Spizellomycetales; Spizellomycetaceae
Exons: 4
Coding region: 49-312 (87 amino acids)
Source: RefSeq, a predicted model, not a curated record
AGUUUCCUCGCUCACCUCACCCGCUUCUAAACAAGAACAUCCCACAGAAUGAUUCCCUGGAGACAAGCCUUACACGCCCAUCUUGUCGAAACUCUGGCCAAUAACCGGCUAUUUCAAAAGUUUGCGGUGACUACAGAACAGAAGAUAUCAGAAUUGAGUGGCAAAGGUGCCCGAAGGGCGCAAGAGUUUCAAAGUGAGCUCUCGAAUCCGGAAACGAUGUAUGAGACAAAGGAAAAGAUGAUGACGUUCAUGGAAGAGUUUAAAAAGGAAUUGAAAGAGGGAGCGGAGCGGACUUUUGGUGGUAAACGAUGACGGGUGGUGGAAUUCUGUGCAUGAUGCUGUUAUGGCGUUGGAUAUUUGCGUUCCCCGAUUUGGCGUAUAUGAAGUGUGCUUUUUUGUUUUGAAUUCAUGAUCGUAUAGGUUAGUUUGUAAUUUAAUUAUAUGAUGCUUAUUUCUCCUUAUACCGGCA